Ziziphus jujuba (common jujube) is the source of this 345-nucleotide messenger RNA. RefSeq lists its product as uncharacterized. NCBI's taxonomy places the organism in Eukaryota, Viridiplantae, Streptophyta, Magnoliopsida, Rosales, Rhamnaceae. The transcript is spliced from 2 exons. Bases 1 to 345 code for a protein of 114 amino acids. The record is from RefSeq and is a predicted model, not a curated record.
AUGACGAAAGUGCUGAAAAAAAUCGGAGGAGCAACAUAUAGCAUAGAUGCAGAAGAAGGAAUAGCAUACGUUUCAGGGAAAGUAGACCCUCAAAAACUGUUGAGGAGGCUGGUGAAUGCGGGGAAAGAAGCUGAACUCUGCUGGGUCAAGACUGGAGGAGAUCAGUAUACUUAUGGCAAUGGUUAUUAUGAAGAUCCUAGACAUACUUCAUAUAAGGGAUCAGAUCCUUACUAUUGGGAUAUUGCUCACAAUCAACAUGGAAACUAUUCCUACAAUCCUUCUAUGGCCCAUUACUAUCCUCAUCAUGGCUCUUACUCUUAUCCACACCACAAUUACCACUAUUGA